Messenger RNA from Clunio marinus, 1408 nucleotides. The record is from the annotation of a GenBank genome assembly. Lineage: Eukaryota; Metazoa; Arthropoda; Insecta; Diptera; Chironomidae.
GAAAUAGAGGGCGUAGGCAUGAUAGAAUCAUGAAAAUAAAUAAAAACCUGUGCCAAUAAAUUUAAUGCUAUGGAUUUUGACACAGCUAAGAAAAAUAUACAGCCAUUGUGGCAUGGAAAACAAGCGGAUCUUCUGGAAAUAGGUUUAAAUGAGAAAAAUAAAGAAACAAUGGAAAUGGAAAAACGGCAACAUGAGGAAGCUAUAAAAAACUAUGAAGGAAAUGAUCCACUUGAUCCAUGGUAUGAGUACAUAUGCUGGAUCGAGCAAUCAUAUCCAAAAAAUGGAAAGGAAAGUGGUUUUGACGAAGUUAUCUUAAAUUGUAUUGUACACUUUGAACAUGAAACGAGAUACAAGCAAGAUCGCAGAAUGAUUAAGCUUUCCAUAAAAUAUAUCGAUACUCAAAAGAAUCCAAACGAGUUAUACAACCAACUUUAUCAAAACGGCAUCGGAACACUCGUAGCUGAUCUGUACAUUGCUUGGAGCUACUACUUUGAUGUUUUAAAUGAUUUCAAAGAGGUCAAUGCUAUUUUUCGAAGAGGAUUUGAUGCGGGAGCUCAACCUUAUCAGGAUUUGGCACAAGCCCAUGAUGCGUUUAUCAUUUCAAUUUCUAAGAGAAUACUAAAUGACGAUGAACUUUCUAGAAAGCAAUUCCAAACAUCAUUGGAGGAGAAACGUUCAGCAUUGACUUCUCUUCGAACACACAAGAAAAAAUAUGUCGGAAGCAUACGCACUGGAAAUGCCAUAAAGAAAGCGAAUCCUGGAGUGAUUAACCAAGAAAAUGUCCUGCCAAACGUUAAUAAAGCUGUGGAAGUGCUUGAUGAUGAAGUGUUGGGUGCUCCAUCACUCUCAAAUAAUGUUUCUGUAAUUAGAAGCAUCAUUGAUUGCUCAAAAACGAAGGAGAAUGAACACGAACCUGGCCCAUGGACAAAAGCAAAAGCAGGACAUUGUCAGAAACUUUUCUCUAAAACUGGCACUUUACAACUCAGCUUUCCAAUAAUGGAUGAUCAAGUUGCUCGUUUCAUUCAUGACGAGCAGCACGAAAACUUUCAAAUUAAUCUAAAAAACAUUUAUGCUUCAGAAAAAAUGUCACCUGAAGAGCUUCUAGGCGAGAAGUUUAAGCGCGGCAAAAUUAAAAUUUUAACAGAAGAUGAUUUUGAAGAAAUCAAAUCUUUUAUUCCUCGAAAAUCAGUCAUUCCAAAUGGUCUCUUGGCAGCUUCAAAGUUUGAGAAGAUUGAUCCCGUUAAUUUGCCUGCAGAGCCUCAAUCUCAUGCUACUGUAAACAAAUGGGUCUGGCGUGCUAAUUAGUUUCAUUUGUUCUAACAACUCAAGACUCUUCAUCCACUCAUCAGUGAGAGUUAAGCCUAAAAUUGUGUUCUCAGCUAAUCCAUCAUUUCAUGCUUUUGCAAAA